Molecule: messenger RNA, 1287 nt
Organism: Emys orbicularis (European pond turtle)
Lineage: Eukaryota; Metazoa; Chordata; Testudines; Emydidae
Gene: WDR77
Product: WD repeat domain 77
Exons: 10
Coding region: 1-1029 (342 amino acids)
Biological process (GO): oocyte axis specification
Cellular component (GO): methylosome
Molecular function (GO): protein binding
Source: RefSeq, a predicted model, not a curated record
AUGCAAGAGCCGGAGCAGCCCGACGGGGGGGCCUCGGGCGAGCCCGAGUGGAACAUCCCGCCCAACGCGCCCGCCUGCAUGGAGCGCCACCUCGACGGGGCCCACUACCGCCCAGAUGGAGCUCUUCUCCUGGGUGCUUCUAGCUUGAGUGGACGUUGCUGGGUGGGUUCCAUUUGGGUAUUUAAGGAUCCAGAACGGGCCCCUAAUGAAGGCUUUUGCUCUGCUGGGGUUCAGACGGAAGCAGGCGUAGCGGAUCUGAAAUGGGUAGCGGAUAAAGGAAUACUAGUGGCCUCAGAUUCUGGUGCUGUGGAGCUCUGGGAGUUGGAUGAGAACGAAACUCUAAUAGUGAACAAGUUUUGUAAAUAUGAGCAUGACGACAUUGUGACAACAGUGAGCGUUUUCACUAACGCCACUCAGGCGGUUAGUGGCAGCAAAGACUUCUGCGUGAAGGUUUGGGACAUCCCACAGCAAACAGUGCUGCACUCUUACAGAGCUCAUUCCAGCCCAGUGACAUGUGUGGCCUCUUGUCCUGGUAAGGAUACCGUGUUCCUGUCCUGUGCUGAGGAUGACAGAAUUUUACUGUGGGAUACCAGAUGCCCCAAACCAGCUACUCGAAUUGUUUGCAGUGCCUCUGCUUACCUCCCUACCUCAGUUAUGUGGCAUCCAGAGCAAAGUGACACAUUUGUUUUGGGUGAUGAAAAUGGGACAGUUGCUCUUGUAGACACGAAGAACCCAGACUCCGCUCUAAGUUCAGCUGUGCACUCCCAAACCAUCACUGGGUUUGCAUUUUCUACACACAGUUCGCCCCUUCUGGCUUCAGUUAGUGAAGACUGCUCGGUAGCUGUUCUUGACUCUAGCCUUUCAGAGGUUUUCAGAAGUCGCUCUCAUCGAGACUUUGUGAGAGGCCUAUCGUGGUCUCCCUUGAACAAGGCCUUGCUCUCUACAGUUGGAUGGGACCAUCAAGUUUUACACCACACAGUUCCAACACAGACUACUGAAGCUGCUGGGAGCAACAGUGUACAUGACUAGUUUUAUAAACUCACUGGUCCAGAUUUAUCCCCGGUAUAACUCCACAUGUUAUGCACCAGGGAUGUAUAUGGCCCAUUGCCUGUCUCAGAACUUAUGGCUUGCAACCAAGAAGGCAGGUCCUGUAGCAACUUUGCAUUAGGCACGAGCUAAUUACAAAAACAGCCCCUUGAUGUAGAGUCCAGAUUCACCUGUGAUAAAGCUUUAACAUGUUGCACCAGAGAAUUCUGAUUUCAGGCACAAGGAAUUGCAGGGAAGUGG